AUGGUACCAGCAACUGGCGAGCCCCCCAUGGUCGAGGCGCCGGCGAACCGGACUUGUCCGUCGUGCCGCAUAUCGGUAUCAGUGGAUCAGCAAUCCCGGGUCAUGUGUCCGUUCUGUGGCGGCUUCUACGACCAGAGAGCGAAUUCUGAUUUCAACAUGAGACGGAGCAGCUCUGUCGCGAACGGUUACUUGCCACACAUCGACGACAUAAGCAGACGCCAUUCCUCGAUAGGAGAAAGACUCGGAGCCUUACAAGGUUAUCUAGCAGGACUCAUCCUCCGGAACGGGCAGGAGAAUCAAUUUUAUUUACCGCCAGUAGAGAAAGAAAAGGAAGACAAGGAUGACGGCCGCAUCACUCCCGGAAGUUCAGACGACGAUUCUCUGGACUAUCCGAUCAGAAAUUUAGAUGCUGCGGCUUAUCGAGCCCUGCUCGAAGAUUGCAAAGCAAAGGAAAACUACGUCCCGCUACAAGAACUCCUGGAGCAAACUUUCUGCUGCUUCGUGGAAAUGUCAUCCAUCUUUAAAAUGGAUCCCAAGCAGGAGAACGCACGUCCCGAAGACCCGGACAUCAAGAAAGAGCUCCUCUUCGAAAUCUACGAUAGCUUCGAAACCUUGCCGGGAUACUUGGCGAAAAGCGUCUUGAAGGCGGUGAUAAGUUCUCUAUUGGAGCUCGAUGUCCGUUUGAUGGCGAAGGAUGAUGUCCGCUCGGUGUAUAUCUUACUGCUCAAUCCGAUUUUCUCAUCUCAGGCGUCCUAUACGGUGUUUGCUCACCUGGUCCGUCGUGUUGUUUCACUCCCAAGCCCAGACCAUCAGCUCUUGAUCCACUGGUUUGCCAGCACGGAGGCGAGUCGCACCCGGGAGCUCGUUAAGAGACUGCUACAGUUCAUAACUAUUCGGGAGUUUCCGCCCGCUAACGGUCACCGUCUGCCUUCGAUCAACAAGAGUCGUUGGUGGAUUCCAUGCGCUACAAGGGUUCUAGCUCUACUGAACGCGUCGAAUAACAGGAACACUCCUCCGCCCUUGGAGUAUGCGGAAUUCUACAAUUCGGCGCUCGAUCAUAUCAAUCUCAUGGCGGAGUACUACCGGUGGCAGACCCCGGGGAAAAGCAAUAAGUUUUCGUAUUGCCAAUAUCCCUUCAUUCUGAGCAUAGUCGCGAAGAAGUUCAUCCUGCAGAGAGAUUCCGAGCAGCAGAUGAUAUUGAACGCUAGACGCUCCCUCUUGAAUCGAGCUCUGCAACAUCAAGUCCCGGAUCUGGAUGUUUUUUUCUUGAACCUGAACGUCCGGAGGCAGCACCUCGUCUCAGAUUCACUGAAUGAGAUCGCGAGGAAACAAGCCGAUCUGAAGAAAAAACUCAAAGUGACUUUCGUCGGGGAGCCUGGUUUGGACAUGGGUGGACUCACCAAAGAAUGGUUCCUGCUGUUGAUAAAGCAGAUCUUCAGCUCCGAUUAUGGCAUGUUCGUAUACCACAACCAAGCUCGCUGCUACUGGUUCAGUACCGCUCAAAUAGGGAAUUUGCGAGAGUACAACUUAAUAGGUGUGCUCAUGGGUCUGGCAGUCUACAAUUCUAUAAUUCUCGAUCUCAAUUUCCCAACUGCCUGCUACAAGAAACUCCUAAGCCCGCCGGUAGUGCCCUCGAAUAUGGACACAUCUAAUGUGGGAAAUUGCAAGUUUACUCUGGAGGAUCUUUCGGAAGUUAUGCCCGACGUGGUGGUCGGCCUGCGGGAACUUCUCUCCUAUGAGGGGAACGUUGAGGAAGAUUUCUUGAUGCACUUCGAAGCGUCGGUGGAAGAAUUCGGCGAGGUUAAAACUCACGUGCUCAAGGAGGCCGGUGAGCACAUCGCGGUUACCAACGAGAACAGACAAGAGUACGUUGACCUCUACGUAGAUUUGAUCCUCAAUCAAGCGAUAGGGCAACCAUUCAAAGCGUUCUACCUGGGAUUCCACAGUGUCUGCGCUUCCAACGCGUUAAUUAUGCUUCGUCCCGAAGAGGUGGAACUACUGGUGUGCGGAUGGCCCAAACUCGAUCUCGACGCCCUUCGCAAAGUGACCGUUUACGAUGGUUUCAAGGCGGAUGACCCUCUCAUCGCUCAAUUGUGGGAGAUUCUAGAGUCGUUUUCCGUCCAGUUGCAACAACAGUUUUUGAGGUUCUGUACAGGAUCGGAUCGGGUUCCCGUGGGAGGCAUGUCGGAGAUGAGCUUCAAGAUAAGCGCAAUCAACAACAAAACGGACAUGCUCCCGAUAUCCCACACCUGUUUCAACCAGUUGUGCUUACCUCGAUACCCGGACGCCACAACGCUGAAAGAAAAACUCAUCAUAGCGAUAUCAAACGCUGAAGGCUUCGGACUCGAAUGA
This is a messenger RNA of Galendromus occidentalis (western predatory mite), 2352 nucleotides long. RefSeq names its product probable E3 ubiquitin-protein ligase HECTD2. Gene Ontology annotation, molecular function: ubiquitin protein ligase activity. The transcript has 16 exons. Lineage: Eukaryota; Metazoa; Arthropoda; Arachnida; Mesostigmata; Phytoseiidae. The record is from RefSeq and is a predicted model, not a curated record. Bases 1 to 2352 code for a protein of 783 amino acids. Gene Ontology annotation, biological process: protein polyubiquitination.